AUGGAUUCACGGACCAAGCUGGCCUCUGAUGUGGUCAUCCCCGACUCGCAAGAUCUCCCUGAAACUUUUGAAACCGGCGCCACAGGUUACGGAACAGACCCCAUAGCCGCAUGCGACUCCGUCUCCUCCACGAUCCACCUCACUUACUCCGUCUGGGUCCGAAAGCAAUGGCUUGACAAAUCCCAGAUUGAGUUAGAGCAAAACACUUACGUGCGCGUUGAAGACGACGGAAUACCACCGUUAGCAGCCUCCUCGAACUGGUCCAUCCAGGCUUUCAAGAAGGCUGCGAUCAAAGCCCUUGAGGAUACCCAGAUCUUCAAUAUAUGCCGCAUCAUGUCUACCGCGGAACAGGCCGGCGAGCUCGAGUGGCAGUGCUACAUACUAGGCUACACUGUGUUUGAAAACAUGGCCACAUUUCUUGCGACGGACACCCCUUCAAUCCAGCAAUUUCUAACUGCGGCCGCUUUUACCUUGAAACGGGCAAUGGUCAAGAUCAAAAUUUCCUUAUUGGACGUGGGGGAGCCCGGCCUGGGGCCGCGCCCACCGGCCCCAAGCAAGGCGGAACAGAUCCGCCGGUUCAAUUACCACGGCAACGAGAGGGUAUGUUAA
Molecule: messenger RNA, 609 nt
Organism: Puccinia triticina
Lineage: Eukaryota; Fungi; Basidiomycota; Pucciniomycetes; Pucciniales; Pucciniaceae
Exons: 2
Coding region: 1-609 (202 amino acids)
Source: RefSeq, a predicted model, not a curated record